GUUUGACAACUCGUUUGAACACGACUUCGACCAGCGACUCCAGCGAGUGGCGACUGAAAUGAAUACAACUGCUUCAUAUUCAUCAGAACAAUCGUGGCUAACCCCGGCGCACAGUCGGCGCGGCUCGUUAGAGAGCACGCUUAGUAUCCAGGGAAAGGAGACAGAUUAUGUGCGAGACACGAGCGACACAGAUUGCUCCAGCGACAAGGGGGAGUACGAGCCGGUGACGGAGCCCGAGGAUGAGGGGCCGCUGGACUGGGACUCUUCUGGACAGAGCGACAACGAAAUAAUAGCAACAAAAGUGAUCGAAGUGAGCGUCGGCGACGACGGGGACCUCGAGUUCGCGGACUCGGAGCAGGACGAGUCCGAGGGCAGCGACUCCGAGAUGGACCUCCACGACUUCUGGGAGUGCGCGCAGUGCCGCGCCGAGAACAACAACCCGCUGUACCGGUACUGCGAGAAGUGUUUUAAGGUACGUAAAAACUUCUUCCCGCCGAGGCCGAGAAAAAACAAGCGUAAGCGAGUAUCUGACGUUCCGCGAACUAGCUCGGUCGAUUCCGGGGUCGAAUCCGCCUUUAACAGCCAGGAGAGUCUAUCCCAGGCCACUGACCAUGAUAGCCAGGUUGCUAAUAGCCAGGGAACUGAUAGCCAGGUUACUAAUAGCCAGGGAACUGAUAGCCAGGUUACUAAUAGCCAGGGAACUGAUAUCCAGGUGACUGAUAGCCAAGCAACUGAUCUUAGUCAACCUGGCUCCAGUCAAAUCGAGCUAAGUCAACCUGAGUCCCAAGGUACAUCCUCUACGCCGAUUUUAGGUAGGCUUUUAAAGCGCCGCGCUGAAUCCGCCGAUCGUAAUAACAAGAGAAUGAGAAUCGAUUAUUCCGAUAGUGAUAGCGAGGAUGAGCCUAGAUGUAGGAAAGCUAAAAGCGCCGAUCCCGAAGUAGCACCUUUAGUUAAAACUACCAGCGAUCCAUCGCUUACAAUCGAUGAUUCUGUCAAACUUACUAAGAAAGCGAUUAUCAAUUCGAUUAAAGAUAAGUUCGAGAAUGAGAAUCUGUGCAUAAUUUGCUACGCUGAGCCUAAGUCGGCAGUUUUCGUGCAUGGUAGGAUAGCACAUAUUUGCUGUUGCUAUGAGUGCGCUAACAAGGUUUGGAGGAAGGCUAAAAGGUGUCCGCAGUGCAAUUGUAAAGUUAGUAAUGUUUUGAGAGUUUUGUAGAUAUGUGAACGUGCGAGCAUGUUUAUAAAGGUUUGUACUAAAAUGGGGUCGUCCAUUAAUUACAUCACACAAAAUUUUGAUGUUUCAGACCUUGUCACACUUUUUCAUAGCAAAAAGAUAGGUCUUUGAUACGUACUGUCACACUAGGCAUAACAAAUUUGUAAAAAAAAAUGCGACGCGAAGUAUUACUCAAAUAAAUAUUUUUGACUUUAGUACAAAUCUUGAUAAAAAUGCUUCUGCGUUAACGACACAGAGUUUCGCCUGGAACUAGAAAAAAAUUAAAAAUAAACAUCUAAUAAUAAAAUAAAAAACAAAUAAACAAUUUUGAAGAUUUUACGCUAAAUUAUUCGUUAUAGGUACCUUAUAAAGUCAGUAUUUUUUUCUCGUUCAAGGCGAAACAAAGUGCGACAUUUCGAAAUCUCGCUUGCUUUAUUUAAAUCGUACCAACCAACAGAUGUGUUCACAUUUUCGGUUUUGCUCCGUCUAUUUAAUGCCUUAAAAAACUCAGUAACUGAGUCUAUGGCUUGAAAAAGGCUGAGUUUUUAAAUUAGAUAUGUACUCAAUGUUUUUAAAUUUACCUAAAAAUACAAUCAUUGUAUUGAUGAUUAAAGUCACUAGUAAAUAAGAUUAUUAUUAAUUUGCCACAAUUUUCAGUAUUUUAGGCUAAGUGAGUGAAUGAUUCGAAAUGUUGUAUGUCAUUUGAGUUGUAAGAACUUUUUUUUUAAUGUGCGGACAACCUUUAUAGCCAACCGCCUGACAAUUAAUUCAGAACUUCUGAGCAAGCCGUCUGACGAUGUGGUAUGCUAAAUAAAUAAAUAUUGAAUAUGCUAACCAGAUUUAUUUUUGACAAAAAACCAUUAAGUAUUUCAUGUUGCCUGUUCCCCGUAAAUGCGGUAAUCUAAUAAUUAUUUCUGGAAAGCACAUGUUUUUACUAUAUAAUAUUUGCCUGAAUGGUGACUAUAGCUAUUUACAAUCGUCAAAAUAACGCCACAGGUACCACAUUGCUAGAUGACUCGUUGCGGAAACUGAAAUAUUUUGUACAGAUGUAGUGCAUAAUUAUUUUCCAUCGUAUUCUCACGGAAACGUACGAACGUGUAUUGCUAUUUCAGUCAGUCUCGGUACAAAAAGUACUGAGGUUGACUGAAGUAGCAUGACAAAUACGAACGUUUCCGAGAAAAUACUACGGCAAAACAAUUAUUCACUGGAUCUGUAGGUGUUUACUAAACUCAUAGUCGUAAAAAACUGCUAAAUGACCAUUCGUUUACCUUAGGUGCCAUUCAUUUGUUAUGUAAGACGAUUUUUGCCAAUUUUUGACCCCCUCCCAUCCGUAAGAAAAAAUAAGAAUAUACCAUACCUCCCCCUGUAUUAUGUGAGAAUCUAAAGGGAUAAAUAGAAUACAGUUUUUAUUUUUCAAAGAAACAUUUAUUAGUAGGGGUCACUUGGGUCUUGCAAAUCGGUUAACUGCGGUUUUUUAUUUUAAUUUUUGGUUAUCAACUAUGGUUUUGUUUUAAAUUGCAUUUUUGCGAUCUUACGUAAGAACUGUCAAGACUCCCUCCACCCCCUUGUAAGAAAAAAUAAGUCAUGUACAACCCCUCUCCCCCCUAAAUCGUCUUACGUAAUAAUUGAAUGGGGCCUUAUUGUAUCGAAGUAUGGUCUACCAGUUGUGUUACAGUUAAUACAUCAAUCAGCCUCAUCAGCUUCAAACAUAAGUACGAUACAGAUUUUGCAGGCAAAUUGAGUCGUAAAAUAGUAAUUUAAAUACGAAAUUGCUUUUUAAUUAAGGAAGCUGAGUAAAAACAAUUAACAAGUUUUGCUGGAAUUCGUGAGGCAUAACGUACCCUUACCACGAGUCACUGAUAGUGUCAAUAAUGAUAUAUUCACUAGCGUGUGCGUAACUUACUUUCUAUGCAUCUCGCUCGUACUGGUUCGUUAGUGCGAUUAGUACGAACGAGAUGUAUAGAAAGUAAGUUACGUAGACGUUAGUGAAUAUGUCAGUUUUGACACUGUCAGUGACUCAUGGUAAGGCUACAGGCCUUAAAAAGGUUUCAAUUAUAUUGAACAAUUUUGAUUAAUCAAUCAAGAAUUUUAAAGAUGAUUAACAAUUACAUGAUUAUAUUGGUUCAACGCGACACAUUUCGUUUUUUUUUUAUAUUUAAUUAAUUCAUUUCGUUAUGUCCAGGAAAUAUCUCUUAUUUCCUUAUAAUGGUAAUUCAUACAAGGGACGGUGCUAUAGGAUAAAAUUAUAGAAUAGUAAAGGCUUCUACAGACGUUGCAAUAAAUGGCAUGCGAUUUUAGAUCAUCGCUGGCUAAGUAGGUGCAAGGAAUUCGACCUAUCAAAUGCCGCAAUGUAUCGCAAAUCGCAUGCGAUUAUCGUGACGUUUGUAGAGGCCAUUAUAGUGAAAUUGAUUGGAAUAGACUAGUGUAGAAACUCGUGCCACCGAACAGAGUAAUAUAUUUCUUUUAAAUUAGUUUAGGGUUAAAAAGCUUCAUAGCUUGCACUGGUUGUAAUUUGUUUUAAUGCCAAAAGUGAGGAUCAUUUUUAUUUAGUUAGACCACAUAGCUUUUAGCUUGAAGCUAGAUGCAAACGGAGUUUAAUUUUAGGUUUCGAAGGAAUUCAAAUAGAUGGCGCUUUCUGUAUAGGUUGUCUAUGGUCUGUUUUUUUUUUUAUAUUUUACCACGUGGUAAAAUAAUUCAAAUGCGUUUGUAUAUUACGCAACUGUUGAAUUUUGUAAUAGAGUAUCUCCUGAUACCAAGGAAGUUAAGUGAUUUACAUGGAUAGACCGAAUAACAUAAUUAUUUAUUAUUGUAAGCUUAUGGUUAUAGAAUUAAAGAUUUUCUGUCACAUUUGCCUCAUAGGUUUUAGUGCAUUUGUGCCCAAUUAAAUACGUGCUAUGUAUUUGAAUUUUUUCGCGGGGCGGUAACUUUCCUAGUAUAUUUCUAAUCAAGUGUAUUUUAUAUUGUUUGUUGAGUAUAAACAGGAAUGGCAUUCGAUAUAAUUUAAAAACAAUGUCUUCCGUUAGAAUAUUCAUGUUCAUUUUGUAGAAAUAGGAGUUUUUCAGUAUACAAAUCCAAUCUUUUUUAAUACAUGUACAUAUUUGAUGUAAAUUCACACAGUUAUGUGUGUGUAUGUAAAUAAAUACUGUACACUAAUAUGAAACACAAAUGUACAGUAGAGUUAUUGUCAGUAAUUUAAAUACUAGGUCAAAGUUACCGUUCUUUUCACAUGUUAUUAAUUAUUAACCGCAUAUCAUUUCACCGCUUAGAAAUAAGAUAUUUUAAAGCAAUUUGUUGAUUAGUAAAGAAUUAAAAUAUUAUAUUAGGUUAGGAAUCCAAUAUUUGUCAUUAAACUACCCCACCACUAUUCUACCGCGUAGAGGAUUUAUCACUGUUUACUUGUUAAUUAAAAUUUCCUU
This is a messenger RNA of Cydia splendana, 4626 nucleotides long. RefSeq names its product E3 ubiquitin-protein ligase Mdm2-like. Bases 59 to 1213 code for a protein of 384 amino acids. Lineage: Eukaryota; Metazoa; Arthropoda; Insecta; Lepidoptera; Tortricidae. The transcript is spliced from 5 exons. Gene Ontology annotation, biological process: negative regulation of apoptotic process; regulation of gene expression; protein ubiquitination. The record is from RefSeq and is a predicted model, not a curated record. Gene Ontology annotation, molecular function: ubiquitin protein ligase activity.